AUGAAAUCAUCAUCACGCUCAGUACUACAAAAUCGAAAUGUGGAAAAUCGACCGAUACCUUCAGAAUACUUCUUGGGAGGCGACUCAAAGAAACAUAGUGAAGACAAUCGGAAGCAACAUACUGCCUCAUCCUCUUCGACAUCUAAUGCUGAUUUGAUCACAAAUCAUCUGGAUGAAACAACAACAGCAACAGCAGCAGCAUCGAAAACACCUCAACGACAAUGGACAAUCAAUGAUUUCGAAAUAGGAGCACCGUUAGGUCGCGGACGUUUUGGUCAUGUUUAUUGUGUUCGUGAAAAGAAGAGCAAAUACAUUGUUGCACUGAAAGCGAUCAUCAAAGAUCAGAUAUCGACUCCUCGCUUAGCCAAACAAUUGAUAAGUGAAAUAUCCAUACAGAGUCGUUUGAAACAUCCGAAUAUUCUGCGUUUGUAUGGAUUUUUUCACGAUGAACAACGAAUUUUCCUACUUCUGGAAUAUGCACCCGGUGGAGAAUUAUAUCGACGUAUGCAAAAAGAAAAAAUUCUCAAAGAAACCGAAGCUGCUGGUUAUGUCUAUCAACUUUGCAAUGCAUUGUCCUAUCUCCAUUCGAAGCAAAUUAUUCAUCGUGACAUCAAACCGGAAAAUAUUCUCAUUGGCAUUUAUGGCAUUCUCAAAUUAGCUGAUUUCGGUUGGUCAGCAGAGAGCACUGAAGCAAACAAACGAACAACUCUGUGCGGUACACUGGAUUAUUUAGCACCGGAAAUGCUCAAUGGACAUGGCUAUGACGAAAAAAUCGAUCUUUGGUGUUUAGGUGUAUUCACCUAUGAAAUGAUCGUAGGCAAACCUCCAUUCGAUAGCCCUACGCAACAAGAUACUAUUCGUCUGAUACGAACGAUUGAUUUGUCAUUUCCACCGAACAUAUCUCAACAUGCUCGCGAUCUUAUUAGUCAAUUGAUUCGUCGUAAUCCUCAAGAUCGCAUGCCAUUAAACGAAGUAAUUCAACAUCAAUGGAUUGUCACAAAUGCAAAUAUCAAAGCCAUUGAUGAGAAUUACGAGAAAAUUAACAGAUCAACUUCGAUUAAUCAUAAAGAUGACAAAGACAGUGCAUACAGCUUUAUGAUCUUUUUUCUCAUCUUCUUCAUUCAAAUCGUCAUAACCAUCUUACAAUUCUUUGGUGUUGCUAAUCUCGGAUGCGGUUUUAUAUUAAUGGUGAAACUAUUCUCAUCCGGUGGAAGUAAAAUCAUCGUCGGUAUUAUUGUGAUGAUUGUGACACUAAGCUUUGGAAUCGUUGCUGCUGCUGAUGGUUUAUUAUUAAUUAAGAUAAAUCCGACGAAUAUGGGUUUUUGA
Molecule: messenger RNA, 1326 nt
Organism: Adineta ricciae
Lineage: Eukaryota; Metazoa; Rotifera; Eurotatoria; Adinetida; Adinetidae
Source: the annotation of a GenBank genome assembly